Dalotia coriaria is the source of this 1267-nucleotide messenger RNA. RefSeq lists its product as uncharacterized. Gene Ontology annotation, biological process: detection of chemical stimulus involved in sensory perception of smell; sensory perception of smell. The record is from RefSeq and is a predicted model, not a curated record. The transcript has 6 exons. Gene Ontology annotation, cellular component: plasma membrane. The coding region runs from base 308 to 1042 and encodes 244 amino acids. Gene Ontology annotation, molecular function: odorant binding; olfactory receptor activity. NCBI's taxonomy places the organism in Eukaryota, Metazoa, Arthropoda, Insecta, Coleoptera, Staphylinidae.
CUCGCAGCCUGCUACAGGUUGCCUGCGUGGUGUGCUCAACGCAGUAUUAUGCCGGUCGCUGGCUGGGUCGGAUGUGUUUUUCGCUGCUAUUAUCAUUUUAUUUUGAGUUUGUAUUUCGGUAAGUCGCGUUUAUUUCGAUUGUUCAUUGUUCAUUCGAUGUUCAUUUAGUCAUUACUGUCGUGCUUAGUGUUAUAUUAGUAUUCAAUAUACAAAAUGGUCGUUAAUUUUAUUUGCGUUCGUUGUGCGUAUUGCAAGAUGAUCGCGUUCUCUCAACUUGUUUACACUUCACGCUCGCGAUACAGAUAACAUGCAACGUCUUGCAACAUUUGUUGUGAUAUUAUUAUGGACAAUGGAUUGGAACUUAGACAACGUUCUGCGAGGAAGCCGAGAAAGAAAGUAUUUCUUCCUUGAUAACAUUGAACGCCCGUACCGUAUACUCUACAACUUGGCAACUGUAUGUUUUCUUAUUUAUUCGGGAUUUGGAAUCAUGAAUGCAGUGUUCUUAAUGUACUGUCUGAUAUUAUAUUUGGAGUCAUUUUGCAACGUAUUCAAAAAUACUUUAAGAGAAGCUAAAUGUAUAAAAAUUAAAACUAUACGAUAUCGCAAAUUAAUUAAGGCACAUCAUCAGCAUUUGUAUAUGACGAGGAUGUGGGUGCUUCUGACGCAUUUCGUUAAAUGGCCUGGAUUUGUACUGAUCACGUUCAGUGGAUUGAUAAUUGCGCUAAUUAUUAUAACAGCGUUUAUACGUUUCGAUGUGCUCUGCCUGUGUCAUGUUAUGUUGUACACUAUUGUGGUAUAUGGCUUGGGAUGGAUGGGUGAAAGAAUAAUAGCUCUUGGUGAAAAAAUACGGCGAGCCACCUUUUAUGCAUGUCCAUGGGAUGGUGACGUGAAAAGUGUACGGAUUUUAAUGUUAAUGAAUAUGAAUUUCAACCACAACUUGUCAGUGCCACUUGGAAAUUAUACAUCGUUUUCAUGCACGGUUGUACUAUCUGUUUUCAAAUUUGCGUAUUCUAUCGUCACGUUGUAUAUAAACAAGGCUUAGCAGAUUGAGUAAUACAAGUAUUGAGUAUUUGGUAUGUUGGUAUUAUUUUGCAGUCAAAGCUGCACCAGCGCAAUCUAGUGAUGAAUUUCGUAAGCUUACACAAAGAGAGUUACCGGAUUCUGCAAUGAAGAAGAGUAUUUUAAUUUUUUAAAUCAUAGACAAGCAGUAUUUGCAACCUGCUUUAUCCUUGUUAUUUAAAUGCUAGAAAUAUAUUGGACUAUGUAA